Naegleria lovaniensis is the source of this 546-nucleotide messenger RNA. RefSeq lists its product as uncharacterized. Lineage: Eukaryota; Heterolobosea; Eutetramitea; Acrasida; Naegleriidae. The transcript is spliced from 2 exons. The record is from RefSeq and is a predicted model, not a curated record. The coding region runs from base 1 to 546 and encodes 181 amino acids.
AUGCAAUCCGAAAAUGAUAAAUCCAAACCAAAGAUUUCACGUAAAAACAAGAUUAUGACUGAAGAUGAUGUCAAACAAAUGUUCAUAACAAAAGAGCUUUGUGGAAUCGUUCGCAUCUUCCUCAAAGAAAAAGAAACAAAUCAUAACAAUACUGACAUCGAAGAUGAUGAUGAGUCAAUUUAUAGUUCGACUUCAAGAGUUCAAUCAUCACCCAACAACAGAGUAUUUUUGCCUUUUCAACUGCAAGAAUAUAUGAUCGAGAAUUUUUAUGGAGUGGCUCGACAACAUUGUGGCUCCAGCACCAAUCUGAACGCUGAAAAUUUCUUGAAUGCUCUCAAUAAUUUUUUAAGUGCCUUAAUUGUUGGCUUACAAUUCAACAAAGAGAAAGAUCAAUCCACAAGAUUACCAUAUGAGUAUUAUUGUUGCUUCCCAUCACCAGAACAUAUUAAUUAUAUUGUUAUUGGUGAAUUUGAAAGAGCAUGUCGCACUUUUGCCAUGCUUUCAGAUACUGAAUAUGAAUCCAACCAUUCAUACUCUAUUGUUUAA